Cetraspora pellucida is the source of this 483-nucleotide messenger RNA. The record is from the annotation of a GenBank genome assembly. Lineage: Eukaryota; Fungi; Glomeromycota; Glomeromycetes; Diversisporales; Gigasporaceae.
AUGAAAGGCCAAAAAACACCACAAUCACCGAAAAAAUAUGAAAGAACCAGAAGGGAAGCUAAAACCAUAAUCAUUGGAAAAAUGAAAGUAGUAGAAAGAUCCAUUAGAAUUAUGCAAAGACCACAAGAGAAGCUGAAAGAUUCACCACAAUCGAAAAAAAGAGAAAUCACCAAAACCAUAAUCGCCGGAAGAAUGAAAGAAGUAGAAAGAUCCAUUAGAAUUAUGCAAGGACCACAAGUGAAGCCGAAAGAUUCACCACAAUCGAAAAAAAGAGAAAUCAGUCAAGAGAAGCCAAAAAACACCAUAAUCACCAGAAGAAUGAAAGAACUAGAAAGAUCCAUUAGAAUUACACAAGGACCACAAGAGAAGCCAAAAGAUUCACCACAAUCGAAAAAAAGAGAAAUCAGGAAGCCAAAAAGGACCAUAAUUGCUGGAAGAAUGAAAGAAGUAAAAAGAUCUAUUAGAAUUAUGCAAGGACCAUGA